Molecule: messenger RNA, 1042 nt
Organism: Marmota monax (woodchuck)
Lineage: Eukaryota; Metazoa; Chordata; Mammalia; Rodentia; Sciuridae
Gene: Cimip3
Product: ciliary microtubule inner protein 3
Exons: 4
Coding region: 311-853 (180 amino acids)
Source: RefSeq, a predicted model, not a curated record
GAGACACAAACCCAGGGUUACCUGAUGGCUCCCUUUCCCUGGGAGUCAGCAGUGUAGUCAGGGAGACGGAUAAACACACAGGCACAGGAACCUGUUUAACUCUGCUGACCAAGACAAAGGAGAAGAGCUGUCAGAGGGUUGGCCUUCAGGACUGAGGCCUGAAGCCUGUGCUGAGAUCCAAAUGGGGUGGGGUUAGCAAAUGAGGAUGCAGUAAAGGCUCGUACCGAAACAAGAUUUUAAUUCUCUGACCCUCAACUGACAGUGCCCAGCUGCAAGUGGGGGGCAGCUGGCCCAAGGGUAAAGAUUUGCCAUGGACCCUCUCACCCCUGGAAACAAAUUCAAGGCCACGCGAGCCCCGGGGAAGGACCUGCCCUCCCUCGCCCUGCCCUGUCCCGGACUGAACUCCGCAAGGUCUCCCCAGGGGACUCUACUAGGCCAUGUCCCCCGCCGUCCUCCCGGCCCGCGCACCGGGCGACAGGUGCUGCGGGCGCCGCCGCUCUCCUGGAAAUGCGAGCUACCUGCACAGGACUCACAGAAACCAGGACCCAGAGAUGGGCCAAAGACACCAUCAGGCAAAAAAGUGAGGGCACCAUCCUCACUCUUGUCCCGGAAAUGGAAGCUCGACCGCGAGCAGUGUCUGGCAAUGGCCUACGUGCCAGUCGUGGUGGCCCCUCAGGGGCAGAAGGUGGACAAGCAGAGGUUCAGUUUCUACACUUCCCAGUAUUCCAAUUCCCUGAACCCCUUCUACACCUUGCAGAAGCCUACCUGUGGCUACCUGUACCGCAGGGACACCGACCACACCCGCAAGCGCUUUGACGUGCCUCCUGCCAACCUGGUCUUGUGGUCCCCCUAGGCCUGUGACAGCCAGAAGCCCCUGCCUUGCACCCUCACCCCUGUGACUCUGGGUCCCAGAGGAGAAGGGCUGCUCACUCCUGGAGGAGCGAUGUCUAUUUGGGAAAAGCCAGCUGUGUCAUGCCCCACUGUUGACAAUGGAAAGAGAGGUCUCUCAGCAGCAAUUAAAGCUUGUACUUCCUUUCCCUGG